This is a messenger RNA of Acanthosepion pharaonis, 663 nucleotides long. NCBI's taxonomy places the organism in Eukaryota, Metazoa, Mollusca, Cephalopoda, Sepiida, Sepiidae. The record is from the annotation of a GenBank genome assembly.
AUGACAAAUCAAAUACGACGACCACCCAAUCAAAUUCGGGAAAUGAAAGAUCAAAUACGACGACCACCCAAUCAAAUUCGGGAAAUCAAAGAUCAAAUACGACGACCACCCGAUCAAAUUCGGGAAAUCAAAGAUCAAAUACAACGACCACCCAAUCAAAUUCGGGAUAUGGCAGAUCAAAUACGACGAUCACCCAAUCAAAUUCGUGAAAUCAAAGAUCAAAUACGACGACUACCCGAUCAAAUUCGGGAAAUCAAAGAUCAAAUACGACGACCACCCGAUCAAAUUCGGGAAAUCAAAGAUCAAAUACGACGACCACCCAAUCAAAUUCGGGAAAUCAAAGAUCAAAUACGACGACAACCCGAUCAAAUUCGAAAUACGACAGAUCAAAUACGACGACCACCCGAUCAAAUUCGGGAUACGACAGAUCAAAUACGACGACCACCCGAUGAAAUUCGGGAUAUGACAGAUCAAAUACGACGACCACUCAAUCAAAUUCGGGAUACGACAGAUCAAAUACGACGAUCACCCGAUCAUAUUCGGGAUACGACAGAUCAAAUACGACAAACCGAUCAAAUUCGGGAAAUGACGUAUCAAAUACGACGACCAUCCGAUCAUAUUCUUACAGAGGACAUCACUUUUAUUAGCUUGUGUCAUAGAUAA